This is a messenger RNA of Dentiscutata erythropus, 327 nucleotides long. Lineage: Eukaryota; Fungi; Glomeromycota; Glomeromycetes; Diversisporales; Gigasporaceae. The record is from the annotation of a GenBank genome assembly.
UUAGUCAUAAUAAAUCUAUUGAAAUAUAUGAAUAUCCGGGUACGAAGCGUGGAUUCGCUUCACCAAAUUAUGAUCAAAUAUCACAAGAAAUUAGUUUUAAAAGUGAUUUAGCGCAUACAAGAUCUUUAAGUAUUUUAAGAAAAGUGAUAGGACCUUAUCGUAAUUUAUCAGAUUUAUGGGAAACACAUAUGAAACAUGAAUUUACUUCAAAGGAUGUUCAAAAGACAAUGAGCACGAUGGUAAAUCUUUUGACAGAUGAUGCAUAUGUUAAUCAUGUCCCAACCAUGAUUGGUGGUGGAGUUGAACAUGAACGUCUUGCACAAUUUU